This is a messenger RNA of Carassius carassius (crucian carp), 2257 nucleotides long. It is a transcript of the gene celf3b, whose product is annotated as cugbp, Elav-like family member 3b. Gene Ontology annotation, cellular component: ribonucleoprotein complex; cytoplasm; nucleus. The transcript has 13 exons. The record is from RefSeq and is a predicted model, not a curated record. Gene Ontology annotation, biological process: mRNA splice site recognition; regulation of alternative mRNA splicing, via spliceosome. Gene Ontology annotation, molecular function: mRNA binding. Bases 126 to 1511 code for a protein of 461 amino acids. Lineage: Eukaryota; Metazoa; Chordata; Actinopteri; Cypriniformes; Cyprinidae.
GCCUCCGCAGGCACAUCCACACCUCCAUCCUCUCUCUCUCUCUCUCUCUCUCUCUCACUCACUCUCCACACGUUCAUCUCAUCCUGAAUUAGCCAGAGCUCUGACUUUCUCCAAACAUCGACCCAAUGAAGGAGCCCGACGCCAUCAAACUCUUCAUCGGGCAGAUCCCGCGUAAUCUGGAGGAGAAGGACCUCAAGCCCAUCUUUGAGCAGUUCGGCAAGAUCUACGAGCUGACUGUGAUCAAGGACAAGUACACAGGCAUGCACAAAGGAUGUGCCUUUCUGACAUAUUGUGCACGAGAGUCAGCCAUUAAAGCACAAAGUGCUCUUCAUGAACAGAAAACCCUGCCAGGGAUGAAUCGGCCCAUUCAAGUGAAGCCUGCAGACAGUGAGGGGAGAGGAGAGGACAGAAAGCUGUUUGUGGGGAUGUUGGGAAAGCAGCAGUCUGAUGAGGACGUGAGGAAGAUGUUUGAGCCAUUCGGCAGCAUCGAUGAGUGUACGGUACUGAAAGGACCUGACGGCACCAGCAAAGGUUGUGCGUUUGUAAAGUUUCAGAGUCACUCAGAGGCCCAGUCUGCCAUUAACAGUCUGCAUGGGAGCCGGACUUUGCCUGGUGCCUCCUCCAGUCUGGUGGUGAAGUUUGCAGACACAGAUAAGGAGCGUGGCAUGCGGCGCAUGCAGCAAGUGGCCUCGCAGCUCAGCAUCUACAGUCCAGUGACGCUCAACUUUAAUGCAUAUAAUGCCUACACACAAGCAGUGCUUCAGCAGCAGGCGCUGGCUGCGCAGUCAUCAUAUCUGUCACCUGUGUCUACAGUCGCAGCGCUGCAGAUGCAGCAGAUGGCAGCACUCAAUGCUAACGGCAUCAUAGCAGCACCUCUCACAUCCUCUUCAGGUGAAAGCCACCUUCACCACAGAAUUACAGCAGAACUACUUGCACUUCAGGAAAGAGGUGCAAACACUCCACCCACUAUUGCAGCCACUCCCAUCUCAGCUCUGCCUCCACUGAAUGGCUAUAAUCCUGUACAGGCCACCAGCAAUGGACAGCCAAUAUCAGAAAUCUACUCCAGUGGUGUUCAUCCAUAUCAAGCUCAGAGUCCUGCGUUAGAUCCUCUCCAGCAGGCUUACGCAGGCAUGCAGUACUAUACAGCAGCCUACCCGACUGCAUACGGAUUGGUCAGCCAACCGUUUCUACAGCAACCUACCCUGGUUGCCCAGCAACAACCACAGCUACAGAGAGAAGGUCCUGAGGGGUGUAACAUAUUCAUUUACCAUUUGCCUCAGGAGUUCACUGACUCAGAAAUGCUCCAGAUGUUUCUGACGUUCGGUAACGUCAUCUCUGCAAAAGUCUUUGUUGAUCGGGCCACCAAUCAAAGCAAGUGCUUCGGCUUUGUGAGCUUUGAUAACCCAGCGAGUGCUCAGACGGCCAUCCAGGCCAUGAACGGAUUUCAGAUCGGCAUGAAGAGACUCAAAGUACAGCUGAAAAGGCCGAAAGAUGCCAACAGACCCUACUGAGAUCCAGACGGGAUGGAGAUUAUUAGGCAUCCACGCAGCAGACGGACUCCAGAUGCUGAGCUGCACAGCUGAAUUGCUAACAUGAGAUGUUCGUUAUCUUGCAUGCUCACAUGUGUGUGUAUAUGCAAAGGACAAAAAUAAGAUCUUGUACAUAAAUCGCAUUCAAACACACACACACACACACACAGAAAAUUACGGAAAGAUGUCAAUGGUAUUAACACACACAAAAAACAUGCUACUUCCUAUGGACCUUCUUAGAUCUGUAAAUGUAUAAAACAGUAUUGUUUUUCAUACAAAAUAAAUAGAUAUAAAUAAUAAAUGAGAAAACCAGCCACAGUAAAUGACCAUAAUUAGAUUUAAAUAAUUAAGCUUAAAAUAAACUAUGUGAAAAAAGAAAAUAAGAAUAGCAAAAUACAAUAGUUACAGUCAGUAGUGUUAUUAAUAUUGUAAGAAAACCAUCUUAAGAUUUCUACUUUUUCAUUAUAAAUGUGAAAUGUAAGGGGACUCAGGAAUUUCUGGGCAAGUUUUAAUAUGUUAUCUUUUUAUUUAUCUAUUUAUUCAUAUUUGGAAAACAUGGUUUGGAGUCUCUUGGUUUUCAAUGUUUUUUAGAGAACUACAUUAAAACAGUUGUAAAACUUUGUAACGUAUUGAAAUAUGAAUUAUAAUGAUGAUAUUUAUGUCUUAAAUUUUUGGAUCAAACUUUUUGUUUCUGAUUUAAAUAAAAUAAAGGUAUUAAAAGAAAGGUU